AUGGAUAGCUCAAGAACUAUGCCAUCUCAAUCUGAUCAAAGCCCUUUUAAAAACCACAACUCAAUACCAAUUGGAAAAGAAAACUUUUAUGAAGAUAGUGAGAAAAGAAGCAAGAAGCUGACAAAAAGAGGAAACAACAACAAUGGUGGAAGAUAUCUUGGGGUGAGACAAAGGCCGUCGGGUAGAUGGGUAGCUGAGAUCAAGGACUCUUCGCAGAAGCUGAGGCUAUGGCUAGGGACUUUUGAUAGAGCAGAAGAGGCUGCCUUGGCUUAUGAUAUCGCAGCCAGGCUUUUGCGAGGAAGGAAUGCAAAGACUAACUUCCAGCAUCAUGGGGUAACCAAUACCUAUGAAGAAAACUGCAAUCUACUUGGAAAGAAUCCAAGGCUUUAUCAACUUCUUCAGCUAACAAUCAUGAAGAACCAUGCAAGAUCAACAACCAUUAAUGGAGUUCCUUGGAUAAAUCAAAAUAUAGGAAACAAAGUCGACCCUGUGGAUUUUGAUACGCUUGUUGAAGAAACUAUAUUUUGUUCUUCAACUUCAGAUCAUUGUGAUGAGGGUAGUGAUAACAAGCUUUGCCAUCUCUCACUAGGCAGUUCUAAGGUUUAUUCUUCUGUUGUUGUAGCUCCUUCCUUUUGUGCUUCUUUAGAUCAAGGAGGAGCAGGGGAUAAAACUUGUCAAGAUGCCUAAUAACUUGAAUCACGGGUUUUUUUUUCCCCUUGUUUUCAUGCAAAUCAGUUGAAAAAUAGCUUGUUUGAAAGAAGACUGUCAUUUGUAAAUUUAUGCUGUUUAGCAUUCAAUGUUUGAUUAGUAGUUGUAGGGAUCAAAUGAGGAGAAGAGGAAAAUAAAUCUAUGAAGAUGACUUCAGAAUAUGUAACUACAUGAAUCAGUAUUGUUUCUUAAUUUCAUGCAAAUGAUGAAUUGAGGAUUGGUUUUAUUGUGCAAAAACAAGAGUACUUUUGCAUAUGUAAAUUUGUGACUUGCCCCAUUUCAUUGUUUAAUUCGCAGCUCUACGCUCCACCACCUCAUCAGAUGUUUUCUUCAAUAUCUCAAUGAUUUAGCACAUAAUCAC
Durio zibethinus is the source of this 1069-nucleotide messenger RNA. RefSeq names its product ethylene-responsive transcription factor ERF088-like. Lineage: Eukaryota; Viridiplantae; Streptophyta; Magnoliopsida; Malvales; Malvaceae. The record is from RefSeq and is a predicted model, not a curated record. Gene Ontology annotation, molecular function: DNA-binding transcription factor activity; DNA binding. Gene Ontology annotation, biological process: regulation of DNA-templated transcription.